Prorocentrum cordatum is the source of this 237-nucleotide messenger RNA. The record is from the annotation of a GenBank genome assembly. NCBI's taxonomy places the organism in Eukaryota, Dinophyceae, Prorocentrales, Prorocentraceae.
AUGCUCCUGGUCUUCCUGGCACACUGCUUCGUUCUCGACGAGAAUUGUCCGCUCAGGUGCUGGCAGAAGUACAUUUUCCGCAAAUACUGCACGCUGAAGGUGCUGGACGCGGCCACGUUCCGGAUCUUCCAGAUGCGGGACUUCCGCCUCAGGGUCUCGGAGCAGGAUCCUCGGCGAAAUCUGAACCCUGCCCUCGCCGAUUCACGAUUCAGGCAACUCGGUGGGCUGCGGGGGUAG